Molecule: messenger RNA, 1429 nt
Organism: Chrysoperla carnea
Lineage: Eukaryota; Metazoa; Arthropoda; Insecta; Neuroptera; Chrysopidae
Product: zinc finger protein OZF-like
Exons: 2
Coding region: 26-1240 (404 amino acids)
Biological process (GO): regulation of transcription by RNA polymerase II
Cellular component (GO): nucleus
Molecular function (GO): RNA polymerase II cis-regulatory region sequence-specific DNA binding; DNA-binding transcription factor activity, RNA polymerase II-specific; zinc ion binding
Source: RefSeq, a predicted model, not a curated record
UUGAAUAAAUUAAAAUAUUAAAGAAAUGACUGAAAACGUUUUACACUUAUCAAACUUUCAUGUAACAUGCAGAACUUGUUUAGGUCAAAAUAAAGAGUUAACAAAAAUGAUUUCACUAGAAACAUUCCACGAAUGUUUUGGUUUGCAGAUGAGUGAAGAUAUUAGAAUGCCGAAUCUUAUGUGUAAUUUUUGCAUAAAUUUUGUAUUACGUGUAAUUGAUUUUAAAACGCAGUGUUUAAAAUCAGAAAAACUUUUAAACGAUAUCCUAAAGACUGAAAUUGAUUCGAAUGAUAACGAUAAGGAUGAAGACUUGGCUAUUGAAAUUGAGGAAAUUGAAUCAAUACAUUCGGAUUUUUCGGAAAAACCAAUAAUAAACGCUAUUAAGCUAAUAUGUGAUAUUUGUAAUAAUACUUUUCGACAACCUAAGCAAUUAGCAAGGCAUCGCACAUUAAAACACGGUAUUGAAGAUUUUAUAAAAUGUAAACAAUGUAAACAUGUUUUUCAAAAUGAUAAACAAUUAGAAAAUCAUAUGAAACGACAUGAAAAAACAUGCCACGAAUGUGGUAAAAACUUUGAAAGUGCUUUUAAAUUAAAUCGUCAUAAAAUUGUACAUCAACGAAAACGACAAACGCAUUUUUGUCGUUUUUGUACGAAACCAUUUACUCGGACCGAUACUCUUCAAGAACAUAUCAAGCAGAAGCAUAGUGAGAAACCGCGCCCGAAACCCGUUUGUAAUAUUUGUGGGAAAUCGGUGUACAAUGUUAAUCAUCACAUGAAACAAAAACAUACUUCACAAACGGAUCGUCCAUUUCCAUGUAAUAUAUGCGAUAAAGCGUUUGCAUUUAAGUCUAUGCUGCAAAAGCAUGUAGAAAAUGUUCAUGAUGUUGGGAAGAAAGAUGAAUUCGAUCAUUUAUGUAAUGUAUGUGGAAAACGAUUCCGAACAAAAGGAGAAUUAAAAUCUCACAUGGAUAUUCAUUCAGUUGAGCGUAAACAUGUUUGUAGUGAAUGUGGAAAAAAAUAUAAAACUCAUAGUGCUUUAUGGCGACAUGAACGUGUCCAUUCCGGGACAAAACCAUUUGCUUGUACAUAUUGUUCGAAAGCUUUUACAACAAAAAUGAUUCUUAUAAAUCAUGUUCGUACACACACAGGAGAAAAGCCAUUUAAAUGUACUAUUUGCUCACGAGCGUUUUCCGUAUUGUCAACACUUACCACACAUAAAAAACUUGUUCAUGGGAGUUAAACGUUAAAAGACUGCUCUAUGUAUUUUUGUUUAUGUACUACUGUGGGCUGUGAGAGAAAUCAUUAGCAUUUAUUAUUAUUGACGAACAUUCAGAUUAUGAUUAGUAUCAUACUAUUUAAUUAUUGAAAUUUCAAGCUAAAAGAGUAUCUUGAUAAUCUCGAUCAGGCCGAAUCUGAAAAUGUUUCUAUA